CUGUCCAUAUAAAAUGCCGGCCAAACAAAACCCAUCCAAGGCGCGCGUCCUCUCUUCCGUGUUUACGCGACACGUAACGUAAUUCAUUCCCCCAAACACUCAAUUCCAUUUUCUCUCUCUACAAUCUUUCUCUAUAUUUUCACGGUGUCUCUCUAAAAGAGUAAAGCCCAUGAUCCCAGAACUCACUUUUCACAAAUCGCACAAACAAACUUACCUCAAUUCCUAGCUCCCGAAUUUUAUAAAUGGUGAGAGACCAAAACACUUCACCACAACGCCUUGGUGGGCUACUCGUGGGAAAUUACUGCCACGACGUUCUUAUCCGAGACGGCGUCGUUGUGGGCGAGACUCUCGGUGGCGGCGCCGCCUUCAUCUCCGCCGUGCUCGAUGGGAUUUCGAUUCCGUAUAGUUUGGUCUCUAAAGUUGGACCAGACUUCGCCUAUACGACGUGUCGUAGCCCAAUCGUGAUACCCACAUCGAGAACGACUCUCUUCCACGCGCAUUUCCAUUCCGACAUCGACGGGAACGGGAACGAUGACCGGGUACUAAAACGGGUCACCGUCUGCGACCCGAUCGGGGCAUCGGAUCUUGAUACGGAAUCCAAAUUCGGUUUCGGAAUGGCUGUCGGUGUCGGCGGCGAGAUAAAACCCGAAACGCUGGAGCGAAUGGUGGACAUUUGUGAUUUAGUUUUGGUGGAUAUCCAGGCUUUGAUCCGAGAAUUCGAUGAAGAUGGGACUGUGAAGCUCGUGGGGUUGAAGGAAAGUGGGUUUUUCCACUUGUUGCCGAGAGUUGGGUUCUUGAAGGCUUCGGAAGAAGAGGCUGUGUAUAUGGAUGUGGAGGAGGUGAGGAAAAUGUGUUGUGUGGUGGUGACGCAUGGGAAAGAAGGGUGCAACGUGUAUUGGAAAGAUGGGGAAUUGGAAAUCAAGCCUUUUGAAGCGAAUCAGGUGGAUCCCACAGGUGCUGGGGAUAGUUUCUUAGGUGGGUUUGUGGCUGGCUUGGUUCAUGGCUUGCCUGUGCCUGAUGCUGCUUUGGUUGGCAACUUGUUUGGGUCUCUCACUGUUGCUCAAAUUGGAUUGCCCAUGUUUGAUUCCAGAUUGUUGCAGAGAGUUAAGGAUGAGGUGCAGAGGAGGAAGAUGCAGUUUACCACCAGCCAUGAAAUACAGGAUGAUGAGCUGAGGUUUGUGAAGCCAGCAGGGCAUGAACAGUUCCAUGCAUCCCUUGAUGCAGCCAAAGUAAUACCCACAUGCAUUUCUCAGGAAUGUCAAUGGGAUCUUCCAAGCUCUCCUCCCAGAGCAGUGGAAAAGGAUCCUAAACUAGUACUUAAUUCGAUUUAUGAGGAAAAACUUCACACAGUUGAGGAUAAACCUUGACAUAGAGCAGGCAUCUCUGUACAUCUCAUUUUCUGUACCAGAUAAUUGGGCUACCAUAGAGAUCUCUUUGCACAGGGUGUUUUUUGGUUGUUCAAUCAGAAAUUCUGGAAUCACUUAUUGGCAAAUUAAAGCUGUAAAUGCCUUUUUAAGCAAGAAAGGUUCUUAGUUUUGUGUUUGUCAGUGGGCUGCAUUGGGUUGUGCCUGGACUGAGAAUGUAUUGGCCCCAGGUACCCUGCGUCUGAUCACUAAUGUAGGUUUAACUGCCAAAGCGAAUGUAAGAGAUUGCUCGAACUUGUCGAGAUCACAAUCUAGGUAUGGCAAUAGGUUCUGAUCAGAAUUCUGUUUUAAUAAAAUGGUGAUCUUCACCGAUCUCAAUGUUUUACUCACAUUCAAAUACGAAGGACACAUUGAUAUUCCAGUGUA
Molecule: messenger RNA, 1790 nt
Organism: Quercus lobata
Lineage: Eukaryota; Viridiplantae; Streptophyta; Magnoliopsida; Fagales; Fagaceae
Gene: MIK
Product: pfkB-like carbohydrate kinase family protein
Biological process (GO): myo-inositol hexakisphosphate biosynthetic process
Molecular function (GO): kinase activity
Source: RefSeq, a predicted model, not a curated record